This is a messenger RNA of Dermatophagoides pteronyssinus (European house dust mite), 1038 nucleotides long. RefSeq names its product motile sperm domain-containing protein 2-like. Lineage: Eukaryota; Metazoa; Arthropoda; Arachnida; Sarcoptiformes; Pyroglyphidae. Gene Ontology annotation, cellular component: endomembrane system; endoplasmic reticulum-endosome membrane contact site. The record is from RefSeq and is a predicted model, not a curated record.
ACUCCAAUCCCUACAUUUUCAUUAAUCAUUUAUUUCUACUUAGAAAAAAAUUGUUUAAUUUUCAUUCAUCAUAAUUAUUUUUCAUUUAAUAAAUUUUAUAAAAGUGUUACAAACACAUUAUCAUCACUAAUGCCGAUUGAAAUGGAAAAUUUACAUGAAAAAAUUGCCGAAGUUCGUUCACACAUUCUUGAUUUGUAUAAUGAGAAUAAAGAAUUAUAUGAUGAAAAUGAUAUAAAACGAAUUUUACAUGAAGAUUAUCUUAUUGAACGUGAUCUUUUAAUUCGAAAAUCGAUAAAAGAUACAAAAGAAAUGUUACCAGCUGCUUUGCGAUUUCGAAAAGAACUGAAUGUAUCGAAGUUGAAGGCCGUAGAUUUUCCAUUAGAAUUUCAUAAAUUAGCUAUCGUUUUUCAUUCUGGUUCUGAUAAAGAAGGCAAUGGUCUCAUAUAUCUCAGACUUAAACAUUAUCGACGCGUUAAAGAAUUAGAACAUCUAUUUAAACAAUUUCUACUUUACCAUAUUGAUGAAUUGGACAAAAAAACUCAACAAAAAGGUAUGGCUAUCGUGAUGGAUUUCCGUUCGACUGGACUCGUCAAUGUGGAUAUGGAAUUAAUGUGGUUUCUACUAAGAGCAUUAAUUCAAUAUUUUCCGUACGCUUUCAAUCAGUGUUAUCUUUAUCAGCUAUCAUUUGUGUACCGAUCGAUUUGGAGCGCUAUACAACGAUUAUUACCAGUUGAGCUGCUUCAGAAAAUGAAAAUGGUCAACGAUAAAACUAUAUUCGAUUAUAUUGAUCCUCAAAAUUUACCAUUAUUUAUGGGUGGUAAAUGUGCAAAAAACUUUUAUCAGUUACCACAAAAUUGUAUAACGGCAUCCGAAAUGGGCUUUAGUGAAAAAGAAUAUCAAAAUUAUUUGAAGGUAUAUAAAUAUCAAUUGGAAGAAUGUGAAAGAGAAUCUAAGCAAUUAGCCAAAAACGAAUUAAAUUCAUAUUAAUUAAUUAAUAAUAUUUUCCUAUAUUCAAUAAAUAUCAUGAAUAAUUUUAUU